Molecule: messenger RNA, 1933 nt
Organism: Cucumis melo (muskmelon)
Lineage: Eukaryota; Viridiplantae; Streptophyta; Magnoliopsida; Cucurbitales; Cucurbitaceae
Product: UDP-glucose iridoid glucosyltransferase-like
Exons: 3
Coding region: 107-1468 (453 amino acids)
Molecular function (GO): UDP-glycosyltransferase activity
Source: RefSeq, a predicted model, not a curated record
GUGUAGUGCGUUUAGGUUGUGUUAGCAGCUGUCAAAGCUCCAUUAUUUAAAACCCUUAAUUUUGCUUCUUCUUCUUCUUGUGGAUGAAAAAGAAACAAAAGAAAUAAUGGAGAAGAUAAGAGAAGUUGCAAAACAGCGACGUUUACUACUUGUGCCAUGUCCAUACCAAGGCCAUAUUAACCCAAUGCUUCAUCUAGCAACAUACCUACACCGAAACGGCUUCUCUAUAGCCAUUGCUCACACAUCCUUCAAUUCCCUAAACCCUAAUCGUCAUCCGGACUUCACGUUCAUCUGCCUCGAUGACCGCCUACCUGAUGACCUCGUCGCAUCUUUGGAUAUCGCCAAGUUGUUGCUCGCUGUCAACGAUAAUUGCAAGGCUAGCUUGAAGGAAGCCAUGGCCACUGUCCUUAGAGACGUCGUGUGUGUAAUACACGAUGAGAUCAUGCACUUUUGUGGAGAGGUGGCUAGUGGUUUUGGGGUUCGGAGUUUGGUGCUUCGAACAAACAGCAUAUCGACGUGUAUUGCUCGGUCGGUCGUUUUGCAACUUCAUGCGGAGGGUCGACUUCCUCUACUCGAUGAAGGGUCGUCCAUGGAAGAUGAGGUACCAAAUCUCUAUCCUUUGAGAUACAAAGACUUACCAGUCUCAGCCCAUUCAGAUAUCUACCAAUCAACUAAACUAGUUCACAAAAUGCACGAUCUCACCACUUCUUCAGCUGUUAUUUGGAACACAAUCCCAUUUCUUGAACCAUCUGAAUUAACCCAAAUCAAAACCAAAAUAUACAACCAAAUCCCUAUUUUUGCAAUUGGUCCAAUCCACAAGAUUUCACCAACCUCAUCCUCUUCAAGUUUGCUCAAUGAAGACUCCGCUUGCCUCUCAUGGCUUCAUAAAAAACCUUCCAACUCAGUCAUCUAUGUUAGCUUGGGCAGUGUUGCCCGCUUAACAAACCAUGAACUCCAAGAGAUGGCUUGGGGGUUGGUUAAUAGCAAUCAACCAUUCUUGUGGGUCGUUCGCCCUGGCUCGGUUCGAGGCUCGGAUGGGAUUGGAUUCAUUUUGGAAGAAUUUCAAAAGAAGGCUGGAGAUAGAGGGUGUAUUGUGGAAUGGGCUCCACAAAAGGAAGUGUUGGCUCAUAGCGCCAUAGGUGGAUUUUUGAGCCAUUGCGGUUGGAAUUCUACUCUUGAGAGUUUGAGUGAGGGUGUUCCAAUGUUAUGUAGGCCUUAUUCAGGAGAUCAAAGAGGAAAUUCAAGGUAUAUCAGUUGUGUUUGGAGAGUGGGAUUGACUUUGGAAGGUCAUGAGUUGAAUAGAAAUGAAUUGGAAAAGGGUAUUAGAAAAUUGAUGGUGGAAGAAGAAGGGAAGAAAAUGAGAGAAAAAGCAGUGGAUUUCAAGAGAAAAAUUGAAGAUUGUUUAAGGGAAAAUGGAUCAUGUGCUCGUAACUUGAAGGAGCUUGUUGAUUUCAUUAUGUCUUUUUAGAUCAACCUCUCUCCUUGAUGAACAUCUAUUCUAACCAAAUAUUGUUUAUAACGGCUAUUAAUAGCUUCAAAUGCAAGUAUUAUUUUUGAACAAAGGCAUGGAAUUCCAUAAAGUGCAACUCCAUGGCUUAACAUAAGAGGUUAGUGCACCUAAAGGAAGGACCUCAGUGGAAGGUUCCUUUGUUACAGAACCCACGUCCUCAAACCUUUGAUUCGGAAUGGAAUCUAUAUAUUUCUCCAUGAACGAAGACAAAUUAGAUAGAGAAUUUAUGAUAUGAAAAUAAGUCGGAAUGACAAGACUUGAAGCAUCAUUAGAUGUUUACUUCCAAGCUAAUUAAGUUUUCUAGCACUCUUCACCAUAGCUUUGUCACUGUCAUUUAUUUUCUUAUAACAGUUCUCUCUUUAAUUAUUUGAGAAGAUUAGUCCUUAAGAUUAAGGAUGACUUUGUAAUGUAGUUCUUUAUUUA